Messenger RNA from Durio zibethinus, 1483 nucleotides. It is a transcript of the gene NDHN, whose product is annotated as NADH dehydrogenase-like complex N. Gene Ontology annotation, molecular function: oxidoreductase activity, acting on NAD(P)H, quinone or similar compound as acceptor. Lineage: Eukaryota; Viridiplantae; Streptophyta; Magnoliopsida; Malvales; Malvaceae. The record is from RefSeq and is a predicted model, not a curated record. Gene Ontology annotation, cellular component: membrane.
UCAUAAUCAUGUUUUAAACUCGUAGAUGAUAUUCCUGACAUUUUAAUCGCGCUACACCACAAUUACAACAAAUCAUAAUGGUUGUACAAGGGAUAGGCUCUGCGACUGACGUGCCUUUUUGUCCCUUCUCCUCACUUGGCUCCAGCUUUUGGUCGUCUCGUUGCCUUUCUUUCUUAUCUUGUUGGCUUAUCCACCUUGCAACGUUUGCACCACACUGCAUCUGCAGUUGUGCUUGGACUUCCUCAUAUUAUUUUUCUUUUAGAAACAUCUCCAAAACAUUAAGAAAAAACGAUGGCCGCUGCUGCCCCCUGCCUUCAGUUGCAAAAUAGGGCGCCAGCCUGGCUCAACUGCCAGCGCAGGAGCAGCAACAGCAGCAGAAGAGCAAUGACCAUGGGAUUUAGAACUGCAAAUGGACAUAGUAAGACAUCAAAGAGCAAGAGAUGCGGAUUGGUGAAAUGCAGUGGCAGUGAGAUUGGGAUAGGCGACUUCAUUGGAGGCGAUCUAUUAAGAUUUGAUUUAGGGCGUUGGCUAUCCGAUGUAGAAGAGCACAAAGCCCUCGCUAUUUACGCCCCGCACGAGGGAGGCUACGAGGGUCGCUACCUUACCCGCCUACGAUACCAAGGAUACUAUUUCCUCGACCUUACUGCUCGUGGCCUUGGUGAUCCGGAGACUACCCUCACCAAGAUCCAUCCUGUUUGCCCUGCUCACGUUGGGAAGCAACCGAUAGCAAGGUGGUAUUUCCCGCCAGAAGUUGAUUAUAGGCUCCAGGCAUUGCCUCCUGAUGCUAAAGGGCUUGUCGUCUGGAUAAUUGAAGCCAAGGUUCUCUCCAAUUCGGAGCUGCAGUUUCUUGCUUUGCUUCCCACCCUCCGACCUAAAGUUAGGGUUAUUGCCGAAUGUGGAAACUGGAGAAAAUUCAUGUGGAAACCACUCAAAGAAAUUUCAGGACUAACUGCUGAGGAAGGAGCAUGAACAACAGUAAUGCGGAUACUAUAGCAAAUGUUGAGAGAAUCAACAACCUGGUAGUGGAACACUCAUAACUCCUGUAUUACCCAAGUAUCUAAAGGCCUUUUAAACUGUGCUGCAAAGAAGAAAACACACGUAAUUCAUGGAGAGAUCAUUAAACUUACCUGUCAAUGUCAUUCCAGAUAAUGUAGUCCAGAAUUUCCGUCGGCUAUAAUCAAUAGUCAUCUUCCGCUUCUUUUAUUGACACGCUACCUAGUGUUGAACAACUAUGACCCACACUAAGAUCCUUUUUACAUGAUUUGAUCGCAUCUCCAAAUGAGAAGCCUUUCAAAAGUAGCUACAUUGCACCACGCAAAAUCAUAUUACCAAUGCAGAUGCGCUCAAGCAUGGAAGAACCACAAUGUUGCUUAUCAUGCACUGUAUACCAUGUUGUUCACCAUGAACUGUAUUCCAUUUAAAAUAAUAAUUUAAAAAAACUCAAAAAGAUCCAAAUGGCUGACAUCAUUUUUUUUCAAAAAAG